Molecule: messenger RNA, 1116 nt
Organism: Adineta steineri
Lineage: Eukaryota; Metazoa; Rotifera; Eurotatoria; Adinetida; Adinetidae
Source: the annotation of a GenBank genome assembly
AUGUUUAACAGUCGGUAUUUUAACUUCUUUACGAUUCUUGCUAUAACAAGUUUCUUAUCAUUAACAAAUGCAGCAUUCUGUAGUAAUUUAACAUCAACUAAUGAUAAAGAUACAGCAUGUUUUCUUGAAUCAGCAAAACUCAAUCCAGCACUUUUACGUACAUCAAGCAGUAGUUUAAUUUUACCUUGUCAUGUUGCUCGUUCAAAACGUGCAACUGUUGAAUGGUGGUAUCAAGAUUUUCUUAAAACGAUAAAUAUUAAAAUUUAUCCAAUGUAUCCAACUGUUCGUCCAACUGUCUUUCGUUUCAUUACCAGUACUCCAGUAUCAUCACCUGGUGCUAAUGAAACAGAUCUUAUUGAUGUAUCAAUUUUAUUACGACAUGUUAAUGUUGAUGAUAGUGGUAUUUACCGAUGUGUUAUUCGUUCAUGGUCAGAUGCUCCAAUGACAAAUAUUGAAGAUAACUUUUGGGAAGAAAAUCCAACUUUACCAACACUUAGUUAUCAUGUUGAAUUAUCUGGCCCUCGAAUUUGUCAAACCGAAUUUGAUAAAUCACCAUGCUUUCAAAAGACACGCACAACUUCACCAGCUAUAAUUAAUGCUUAUCAAGUAGCAUUCCUUCAAUGUGUUGUACAAAAUAAAAAACAUAAAGUAUUUUGGGUUCUUGGUAAUGCCACUGAAAACAGUGCUCUUAUUAUUGAUCAUCUUAUCUCAAAUCAACAUAAUGGUGAUCGACUUCGUCGUUUAUUUCCAACUUCACAAUACGAUUAUUCCAUUGAAUUAACAGUUAAUAACGAUACACGUGAACGAACAUAUUCAUGUGUUAUUGAUCGAUUUGGUGAACUUGAAGCAACACUUUUCACUUAUAUCAUUCGACCAAUCAAUCUUGAAACUAUUACUGAUCGAACUAUUAAAACUCAUAAGAAUGCAACAACACCAAUGAAAGAAUCAGAAAAGAAAAUUGAAAACAUUAUUCCCCAUGAUGCUUUAGCUCCACAAGAAAUUGAUGAAUUGCGAGAAAAGAGUACACAUGAACAUGUUAAAUCAACAAAGCACGAUAACGAUAACGAUGAUGACGAUGAUACUGAUUUACCCGAAUUUUAUGUAAAACUUUCUUGA